This is a messenger RNA of Symbiodinium natans, 1329 nucleotides long. Lineage: Eukaryota; Dinophyceae; Suessiales; Symbiodiniaceae. The record is from the annotation of a GenBank genome assembly.
AUGAUGUCUCCGACGCUGACGGUCAAGAACACGUUCAUCUCGGUGGACGCGCUUGAGGGGGAUCUCGAGGGACCCUCCGUGCAAACGAAGACGUCGCGCCAUGUCCUGGCGCGAUCGCGGUCUCAGGGAAGCCUCGGCAGGGAUGACGGGGAGAGCGAGCAGAUCAGGAAGCUCAACCGGAUCUUGGAAUCUGACAAGGACGCAGUUCGCGAGGCCCGCUCCCCGAUGAAGACGACGCCCGCGGGCACAGCGACGCCGCCCUCGAGCGAGGACUCGAGCUCUGAAAGCAUGGACGUGGGAGGAUGGAUCGAGCUUGGCAGCUACGGGGCCCUACCGGCGUCCGCGCUGCGUGAGCCCGCGGGGAAGUCGUGCGUCUCGGAGUUGCAAAAGCUCAAGGAGAAGCUGCAGCAAGUCUGCCAGCCCGAUGCAUUGGCCAGUACGGAAGCUGCGCUCCACGUCGACGGCAAAGGCAUAGAUCGCAACGGCUCCAACGCCUCCGUGAGCACCAUGACCUCAUUCGAAGCCAACCGCUCGCGUGCCUUCUCCAACGGCUCCAUCAUGACUGACUGCUUUACCGAAGACCGUGACGACAGCCCCGUGGAGUUCGACUUGACUAUUGAAGAGGAGCCAGGGAAGCCUUGGGAUGAGAAGAAAUGGUCAGCCAAGGAACGGUACGCGCGCAGCGACUCCGGCGGCAGCUGGGGGGGCCCCGAGCCACUCCUCUACGGGCCGACGAGCUGGUACCCGGCCGCUGAACAAAUGAGUGCCCCCAUGGGCUACAAUGGCUCGCCUUUCAACACGCCCAUGCCGUCGCCAUCCCAGUGGGCGCAGGACAAGUGCUAUGGAUACAAGGAUAAGUCUUCCCGUGGCCUGCCGCGGGAGAGCCGGCACAACCGUGUGCCCAAGAACGUGAACCUGCAAGCCGAGUUCCAGAGCGCCGGAGAGAUCACGACGCUGAUGAUCCGCAACAUCCCGAACCGCUACACGCAGAGGGAGCUCAUGCAGGAGUUGGAGGAGCUCGGCUUCGCGAACAAGUUUGACUUCCUCUACAGCCCGCUGGACAAAGGCACCAUGUCGAACGUCGGUUACGCCUUCGUGAACUUCAAAACCCCCCAAUGGGCCGCACAGUGCAUGCAGGCUUUCCAGAGCUACCGCUUCAAGCGCCACCGCAAGACCUCCGGGAAGGUCGCAGCCGUGUCUGCCGCCCACUUGCAGGGACUGGAGGCCAACCUCGCUCACUACGAGAAGACCGCGGUGAACACUGCCAAGAUGAAGCAGCGCCGGCCCGUGGUUCUUGCGAGCAUCUCCUCCCUGACGCCUUCGCUGUGA